Messenger RNA from Labrus mixtus (cuckoo wrasse), 10129 nucleotides. It is a transcript of the gene sfpq, whose product is annotated as splicing factor proline/glutamine-rich. The transcript has 10 exons. Gene Ontology annotation, cellular component: nucleus. Gene Ontology annotation, biological process: regulation of DNA-templated transcription. NCBI's taxonomy places the organism in Eukaryota, Metazoa, Chordata, Actinopteri, Labriformes, Labridae. Gene Ontology annotation, molecular function: RNA binding. The record is from RefSeq and is a predicted model, not a curated record. The coding region runs from base 45 to 2090 and encodes 681 amino acids.
CCCUACAACGCUUUUUUAAAUAUUUUUAAUUUUAAUCUUAGAUAAUGUCUCGAUUUAACAACAAUCGCGGCGGCCUCGGGAUGAACCAGUUCCAGCAACGCAGAGGCGGUGGACCCGGCGGUCCGAUGAGGGGUGGGUUAAUGGGAAACCCUCAUUUCAGGAACCAUCCUUUCCAGAAUCAGAAUCAAAACCGAAGAGGGCACAAUAAUAAUAAUAACAUGAACAGGCAGGGUCCACAGAUGACUCCCCAGAAGCCGAUUAUUCCUCCGCCAAGUCCCGGACCGGCUCUCACCAUGAAAGGCCCGAUGCAGCAGCAGCAGCCGAAACCUGCACAGGCAGCUCCGGAGCAGAAACAAACCCCGACACCUCCUACUCCUCCUCCUCAGGCGAAGGUCGAGACACCCAAACCAGAGAUGCAGUCACCUCCACCGAAAGCAGCCAUCACAUCCCCUCCACCUACGCAGGAAAACAAGAUUCAAAACGCCAACCAAGAGCAGCAGCUGAAGUCGCCGGCAGCAAACGCGAACGGUCAGCAGAAGCAGCCUCCGCAAGCGAGCCCGAAGUCCGGGCCGCCGCAGCAGCAGCAGCAGGGCCAGAGGAGCGGGGGGCCUCCACAGGGCCAGAGACCGCAGCAGAGCCCGAGGGGGGGACCACACCAGGGUCAGAGAGGAGGAGGAGGGGGACACAAUCAAGGCCAGAGGACGGGACCACACCAAGGCCAGAGAACGGGACCACACCAAAGCCAGAGGAUGGGACCAAAUCAAGGCCAGAGGACGGGGCCGUCGCCAAUGAGGCCCAGGCAAGAGUCGGAGAGAAAGUCCAACAACGACUCGACUGAUGGUGACGACGGCCAGUCAAGUGAGUUCAAGGCAACACUGUCCAUGCUGCUGAAGCCCGGUGAGAAGACGUACACCCAGCGUUGUCGUCUGUUUAUCGGAAACCUGCCCAACGACCUCUCAGAGGAAGAUUUCAAGAAGCUGUUUGCAAAAUAUGGAGAGCCGAGCGAGGUCUUCAUCAACAAAAGCAAAGGCUUUGGUUUCAUCCGACUGGAGUCCCGUGCACUUGCAGAGAUAGCAAAAGCUGAGUUGGAUGACACACCCAUGAAGGGUAGACCCCUGCGUGUCAGAUUUGCCACACACUCUGCAGCUUUGUCCGUGAAGAAUCUGUCACCAUUUGUUUCAAACGAGCUCCUGGAAGAAGCUUUCUCACAGUUUGGAAUGGUCGAGAGGGCCAUUGUCAUUGUCGAUGACCGCGGGCGCUCUACAGGCAAGGGCAUUGUCGAGUUUGCCUCCAAACCUGCAGCCAGAAAGGCUUUGGACAGAUGCAACGAGGGCGUCUUCCUUCUCACCACGUCUCCCCGUCCAGUUGUUGUGGAACCCCUGGAGCAGUUUGAUGAUGAAGAUGGUCUCCCAGAGAAAUUGGCACAGAAGAACCCCAGAUAUCAAGCAGAGCGUGAGGAACCUCCUCGUUUCGCUCGUCCUGGAACCUUUGAAUUUGAGUACUCCAAGCGCUGGAAGUCCCUGGAUGAAAUGGAGAAGCAGCAGAGACAGCAGGUGGAGAAGAACAUGCGCGAGGCCCGUGAGAAGCUGGAGAGCGAGAUGGAGGACGCUUUCCAUGAGCACCAGGCCAACCUGCUCCGUCAAGAUCUGCUGAGGCGACAGGAGGAACUGAGACGCAUGGAAGAGCUGCACAGCCAGGAGAUGCAAAAGAGGAAGGAAAUGCAGAUCAGGCAAGAAGAAGAGCGUCGCAGGCGGGAGGAGGAGAUGCUUCGCAAAAGAGAGGUGGAAGAACAGAUGAGACGUCAGCGUGAGGAGAAAUUCAGGAUGGGCAACUUCAUGGAUAGGGACAGGGAAAUGAGGAUGAAUGCCGGUGGCAUGGGAGAUAUGCCCUUCGGUGCAGCCAACCCGAACUUCCCCAUGGGUGGACUGGGACAGCAAGGAAUGGGAGCAUCUCCAGGAGGCCUGAUGGGCAACGAAAUGCGCAAUGAGCGCUUUGCCCAAGGGGGUCCCAGGGGAAUGGGUCCUGGUAAUGCCGGGUAUGGCCGAGUCCGCGAGGAGUUUGAUGGUCCCGCUAAAAAACCACGCUUUUAAACGCUUCCCUUUGAUGCGCCCUGCAGGAGCAUUUGUACAGAUUCUUUAAAACGAUGCUUUUCUUGUAUUUAAGUUUAAAUUGUUGCAUUUUAGCCUGCUUUUUUCACAAAGUCAAUAUUUUCAUUUUUAUUUUGUAUUGUCAGUAGUAGUAGUAGUAAGGAAAGAUCGGUCACCCUGGUGUGAUCAGAUGCAUCUUUCUGACCCCUGUAAAAUUUUCUUUUCUAGAUGUAUAAUGCUCUGUGAGUCUCCGUGAAGUGAUAAUUGUAAAUUUUUUCUCUACUCUAUGGCUGUGUUUUGUGCCAUACCUUUGGAGUCUAAGCAUGUAUUACAAUAAAGAGACGUUGGUUCUAUCAGGACAAACCUUUAUAAUUUAUUCCCAAAACUAUUAACACAGUGUUUAAAAAGAAACCAAAUCCCAACAAUUGGAUCACUUGCAAAAAACUAAAAUAGAAAUUGUUGAUAUAUGUCACAUUAGUUCAUAAAGGGGUCUAUGUGUUAUCCUUGCUUCAGUCCUGAUGUCGCUCAUUAAGAGAUGUGAAACAUCCUAUCUUAAAACACAAGGCUUCACGUGUUGGCUCCCUCAAAAAGCUUUCCACCUCUUACCUCAGCAACUAGCUGGUACAGAUCACAGGAAAAUGUAAUUACUUUUCCAGUGUUUAUCAAUUUUUAUAAAGUAAACAAGAGGUGGCAUAGACACUGUUCAGACAUUUCUAGUUAAGAAACAAGUCUGUUUGCCAAAUGUGCUGUUGAAUCAAAAGUGCUGAGUCCAAGACUUGAUUUUUGUUACUGCAGUUUCACUCUUCGAACACGGUUCAGAGUGGGAUUAUUCAACUUUGAGCAUUUUAUUUUUGAGAGGGUGCACUUGCUUGCAAUGGUUAUUGUAUUUGAAUAACUUUACUGUUACAGAAAUGCUUCAGUAAAGCGGAGGUAUGACACAUAGAACCUUUUAAGAAAGCCUGUGAUGGUAUGUUUGUGUGGGGGAGUGAAUGUCCUUUAAAAGGAACAAUUCUGAUCAGGUUCUCGGUCUACCAGUGACCAGCAGAUCUUUUUAGUGAAUGUUGUGUGGUGAUGAAGCUGGGGUUGUUGACUACAUUGAAAUGCUGUCUAACUAUACUAAUAACAUGCAUUUUGAUAUCUGGCUUCCUGCUCACAGGUGCCAUUGAAGUAUUUGCAAAGUUGUUGAGCAUAUCAAGGAACAACCUAUUACAAGAAAUGUAGCUAAUACUAAUGUAGACAGCUGAAGUUCCUGUAAUGGUCCCUAGAGGGUUGCUUCCAAAGCAAGUCAAUCCCCACGAAGACCUAUGUAAACAUUUUCUGACUUCACAACAACCCAUUCUUCAACGUGGGUUUUAACUUUAUUUCCCCUUUCAUGACAGCUGUACUUGGACUGAGUUUUGUGCAACUCAUCAUUUGAAAAGAAACGGAUAGCUUUGUGUAAUUAGGAAUGGGUUUGGUAUAAUAUUGGGCAUCGCCUUUACUUUUCUGACUCACUGAACUUAACUUGCUUGAUAUCCACCAGUUUGGAAAUGAUGGCUUUGCCAAUUUAUAUUUAUUGUCAUGGCCAUAAUUUGACAAAGUAAAGGCUUCAAAACAUUGGUUCACAAAACACCGGGUGAUGUCAUGUUUGCUACAUCCAUGUCUUAGUCCACAAGAUGGACAAAAAAGCCUGAAUUAGCAGUCUAUGGUUGUGUUGCCAUUUUAUUGGUAGUUGUAAUUGUAUGUGGAUGUAUUGAGCUUAAUGCAUUCCUCAGCAAACAAAGUUAUGGACCUCCUUAUUAGUUAAUUAAUCAACACAUUACUUCCACUGGACAACAUCUACCCAUUGAAGCCAUUAGAUAAUAUCCAGGAAAGUUAAAGAAGAGUAGUCUUAGUAGCUACAGUAGUGACAUGUUCACAACAUGUUUAGCCUGUUUCCAGUAAAGCCUUUUAAAGACUGGCUUAGCAAGUAAUUAAGAUGCACAUAUGUUCAGUCAGUCUAGUGUUAGAGUUUCCCCAGUUGCCCAAUCCUCCAAUUGCAUCCUAAUUACUUGGUACAUUUCUCCUAAAAUUAUUAACUACUUUUCCUUUGAGAAUUUGGUAACACUAUUGCAAAUUCAUUAUAAACAGUCAAGCCAUUCAUUUGGGCAAACCUUUGUUAUUUGGUAGCUGGUUUCUGUGUAGAUGAGAAUUAUUAUCUAUUUCUCACCUUUGACAAUGAAAGUCAAAUUAACCAUUAUAACGCUGUUGAAAGGCAAACAAAAAGAAGUAAAGGACUGGCUGACAUACUUUUUGUGUGUCUAUAUACCAUAGUUACUCUUUUGGUUCAACUAAACUUUCAGUGUAAUAACCAUGAGAAACUGCAGAACAAAGGAAGAAUGGGGAAAUCCUUCAAAAAGGGGUCAAAGUGACCUUUUAUCCUCAGUACUGCUUUUGGAAUUUGGAUUGACUUCAUAGAGCGCCAUGACACUAGAGUAACCUGAGUCAUGACCUUGAAAAUGGACAUGUAUUUUAAAUCCUCAACAUGCACAAGUUGAACAUCACCCUCAAAGCAAUCAUUGUGCUGCACCUGCAAGAAGAGGAGUUUUGAUUCUGUCCCCUGGCUUACAGAAGAAUGUGGAAGGUAAACUGCACUGCUGUGGAAACUGUCUCUGCUCAAAGGGGCAUUUCACAUUCUCCAUCUUGUGAAUCCUUUUGCAUCUCAUCACUACAGAGAAAGAAGACGAUUGGUAGUAUUUUUUUUUUACCUCUGAAUUUGGAUUUACAUGCACAUUACAUUGGACAGAUACAUUUUUAUGUGGCAUUAGCUUUGCCUGGCUAAAGUUCUGUGAGCAUGCUUUAUAGUUGAUUUGUUGGCAAAGACUCUUAGCUGCUGCUCUUCACCACACUACUUGGAUUUUUUUCCUCAGAUCUGGCUUUGAGUGGUUGUUGGUGACACAACCAAAAACAACUGCCCUUUUGCCAGGAAAGAAACCUUGCCUUGACUCAUAUCCUUAAUCGGGUCAUAUUUAACAACAACCUUCCAUGAUCAACUUUCUGCUUUUCAGAAGAAAACUAACUGUGAAAUUACAAUGGCCCAUAAUUGGAACCAAAACAUUAAUGUACACAGUUCAUUAUAGAGCUGUGAGAAACAAUUGAUACAGCAGAUUAUUGUUAACUCUUUUCUCAAUGCUCAGUGAUAAUCCAUUUGUAAUGGUAUCAUAUUGUAGUUUUAGAUUCUGGCAUUGAGAAGACCUUAUGGUUUUAAAUAAAUUGGAACAGAAAGUCUAUUAAAUAGUUUUCAGAACCCUAACUGUAGACGUUUUAUUGUCUUUUUUGGAAGUCUGGUUAGAAGACCAUAAUAGUCGACCGUAAUCUAAAUAAAAGCAUGGACGAGCGUCUCUGGCCAUAUGGUUCCGUAAGGCCUGACCGAUAUUUGAUUGUUGGGGCCGAUACAGAUAUCAAUAUUUGUGAGUAAAUCCAAUUCCGAUAUAUCAGAUAUCUUUCUUAAAACUAUGAAGUCUUUAGAGCUAGAUAGAUAUAGCUAUAGACAUUUAUUGCUUAGAUCCCUCAAAUGCAGUUAUCACAUCCUUGUGGGAAAGAUUUAUAAUGAAUCACUCAACUGGAAAGUAACUGUGCAUGUACGUGCAGCAUCGCUUGUCAUUCUGGAGAAUGAUAAUGCUUGUUAUAAUCCAUAUAGCGCCGUCUGCUGGUGAAAGAGAACUGCUAGUGAAGUACAACAAAACUCAAAUUAAAUGCUAUUGUGAACUGGUGAAUAAAUUUAGUAAUAUUGGCACGUAUCUGCGAUUAAAAUAAGCUGAUAUCGAUAGUCACUUGAUAAGCUAAUAUUGGCUGAUUAAUCGGUCAAGCUCUAUAAAUGAGAUGAUAAAAUGUUUUGGAGAUUGCUCUGAUAUGGCUAACCAAAGGUAAGAUCCGAGUCUAUCAGUAUACCAAGAUUACGUACUUGGUCUAUGGACUUCGGAGGCCGAGUCGAAAUGUUUACUGAUCAUUCUCCUUUGUUUCUCUAUAAGCUAACAAAAAAAAUCUCUAUUUUACCUUUAACUCUGGAAGACGUUUUUCUCAAUGCCUUGUUAAUACAGUUAACGUUGAAAUCCCUGAUGGCAUUAUCUUUAUUUACAUUUAAAUCCCUGAUUGCAACCAUAAAAUGAUUCCUGCUAUAUGGGAACAUUUUAUUGAUUAUCAUGUAAAUGUUCAAGAUCAAGGGGGAUUCCUUUAUAUUACCCCUCUGUUGCUACUAUGGCUUUUUCCAAUGGAUAAAGUCGUUACCCUUUUGGAGGUAUUUUGAAUUCACUUAGACGCCAUACAGACACUUGCCAAGUGCUUCUUAGAAAUGUGUGGUAGGAGAAGUUGGGCGGUAAAAUUGAGUGUAAGUAUUCUUGUAAUCAUAACAUAUUUUUGAGAUUCAUUUAAACUAUUUUAAAACUUGACAAGUAUAACUGUUGCAAUGCCUCUGAUAAAUCAGAGCGCUCCUUGUUGGCACUAGUUUCACUCCGAUACUUCGGGGACUUUUUAAGAAACAUGCCUACAUGUCCAAGUGACAGAAGUGUACCUACAGCAGUACAACUUCUAAUACAACUUUUUAUCCCAACCAUGGUUGGAUUUCAACAUAAUGGGAACAAAAAAUGGCUUUUCUGAACCUUUGCAGCCACUUAUAUAGUGCUCUUUGUUAAACAGUAAGUAUUUGUACAGUGCCUGACAUGGAGCAUAGUUUGGACCAAAACUGCAUCCUAUUUUAUCUGUCCUUCCAUUCUUAUAUAGCGAACAAUGACAAAAGAAUGGGAAUAGUAUGAAAUUAAAAAACUGUAAAAGAUAACCCUAUUCUUAGGUAAAGUCUUAUAGCUCCCUCUGCACAACAGGUCUACUUGUGAUUUGGCUCCUAAAUGGAGACAAAAUAUAAGAGAUUAUUCAUCUGAAAUAUUACAUGUGUUUGUAUUGUGUACAUGUUUCCUUUUAACAGGUUUGACCAGCUGUAAAGAUUUUGGACUGUCUGGGAAUUUGUUGCCUGUACGGCUGGACAUAGAAGUCCUUUAUUAAAGAAAUCUAAACCCUGGACAUGAAAAGUGGCCUUAGUUUUAACAACAGGACACCAUAUAGAGGACUGGAAUAGAACAUCUGCAUUUAAGAUGAAAAACAAAGAUAUUGAAAUGUUUUCCCCUUUAGUAAGCGGAGUAUGGAUAGAUAAUAGAGCCAUGACUCUAACAAGCUCUGCAGUGUAACUUCACGGGUAAACCCAAUGGAUUUAUUUAUGAAAGACAACAGGAAAACUCAAUUUAGAGUAGACCAACUUAUUGUAACAAUCAAGACUGUAGAUCUGUAAAUCUCUUUUGAAUUGUAGAAAUGGAAGAAGUUUGGAUGUCACCUGUGAGUAUUAAGCUCUUUAAAAUGAGGAUAUCCAUGACUGAACUGCAACAUUUUUUUUAUGUUCAUUAGGCAUUGACUUGUUCUGAAUCCUGUUGCAGUUGAAUAACUCUGUGAUCUUCUGUUUUGAGAAGUUAGGAAUAUUCUAGUCUUGAUUCUUCUACACAGCAGAGUACUAGCUCUGUGAACCUCGACUCACUUAGAACUGGUGCAGAUUUUUGCUUGACUUAAUUUUUAUUUGAUAUCUCCUGCUCCGUGUAGGAAGAGUUCUUAGCUGGGCAUCAUAACCAUGUGGCACGAGACAAAGUUAGUGUUUUCACUGCAACACAAAACGCAGUAAUUAAUAUUAAUUGAAGUGGUCAGUUAACUUCAGUAAUUCUAGUUAUGUAUAAAAAAAAAAUGGUUUGAAAUGUACACUUCAAAUCUUGUGCCUCUCCACCAUAAUCAAGAGUGGUUAGAGGGUCUGUGCAAACACAGACAUCACAAAUCGUUCAUCCAAAUCGUGUAGAUUGUCUGGUGAUAAAGGUGAACUUUCUGUGAUUCACAGUUUUCACUAGAGGUGCACCAAUUGACCUUACUGAUUGAUCUGUUAAAGGCAAAGUACACCCUGAUUGAUGUCAGUGACAUACAGUGCUUCAUUCCACUGUGGACUUUAUUAAAGAAAAGCUAUGUCCAGUAGCCUGGUGCACUUUAACUUGAUUUAUUUUAUCAUGACAUAUUAGAACAUAAAAUCAAUGUGCAUGGUUAGGAGCAAAGACAUUUUUACAACCUUAAUACCUUUCUAUUCAGAAGGAUUAUUGGAAUAAGUAAAACUCUGGAUCAGCAGGUCAGACCUUGGAAAAAAAACUGGAAAUUGGAAUCGGCCAAAGAAAUGGCAAUCGAUGCAUCUUUUCCCAUCACCUUUAUAGUAUCCAUUUUCCAAUGCUUGGAACUGCAUCUAAUCUGACACAACGAAGUUCUUGGUACCAUCAACUCUUUCCAAUGGAAAACCACAGAGGAAUGGUUUCAAGCCGAUGAGCUUUACCGUGCAGUGGAAAUGAUGUUUUCACUUGACUACACGUGGUGGAGUUUCUGAAGAGAAUUCCAAAGAACUAUGUUCAUUCUGGAGCUGUUUUAAAACCAUUUAGAGUGUAUCUUUAGCUCAUUUCAGAUUUCAUCUCGUCUUUCUUGAUUUUUCUUCAAUCCAUCUUUAAUCAAAGUUUUGAUGAUAGUAAAAAAAUAUUUUCACCUUAUUUCAGAUGUCUCACAAUCCCAUGUAUCUUUAAGUCUUUCUUGAUGAUUCUCUUCAAUCCAUCAUUAAUCCAAGUUAUGAAUAAGACAAAUAUUUAGUUAGUUUUUUGAGUAUACCAAGAUUGUUAAGGUGAACUUCGUUAUAUUGACGCAGGGCUCUUCUGAUUUAGAAACAGCUCUUUCUUUAAUAGAUUAUUAUUAACUGGAUAACCUGAUGAAGAAAGUUAAACAUCUGCAAGAGAAAAGGUUACAUCAUAGACAAAAACUAGAGAAGGAAAAGUCAACAAAGACAAUUGAAUGUCUGAUCUGCUUGUGAUUAUAACAAUCAGUCAUAGUUAAGUCAAAUAAAGCCUUGUGGUAUUUAUUUAGAAAUUAUUAAUAUUGUCCUGGCUAUCAGAAGCUUUUCUACUUAGAAGAAUAGUACAAAGACUUUCAUCUUACCUCGUCUCUGAACAUCCUCCAGAAAGUUCAGCAACUUCUCAUGGACGUAUUGUGAAUUUGAAACCUUGUAAUGUUAUGUCUGUGUGUUGGUGUUGUGUACAAUUUGUUUUUCUUUAACAGGUAUGACCAUCUUUAAAGGUGUUGGACAAUGGAAAGGAAGUUUCCAAAUCAAGUAAUUCAAAGUCUGAAGCUUCUGUUGGAGUUGUUUAGUCAUUGUUAAGAUAUGGACCUCAAUGAAUGGCUACGUGUUUAUUAUCUUCUUUUGGCUCUAUACCUUGGACUUCAGUUUGAAACGGGUUAAAACAUUUGACUAGUCUUCCUCAACUUGACAAAGUACGUACGAUUGGAUUGACCAUGUCAAGAACUCUCAGCUGAUCGUGUGGAGUAAAGAAGGAAUUCAAAGCUUUAGCAUUUAGAUUUAAGAUACAGUUACGAUUUGGUCCGGUUUGGUUCAGUACAGUUGGUAUGGUCUGGUACCGUAAAUCCUGACCUCCCUUGCUUUUCCACAGCCGUCCCUUACAUUAUAAGUUACUUGUUCCACAACUAUUUCAGUCACUAAUGAGACAGUAACAAUACAAGCAGAGCACAAAACUAACACUUAAGUGACAACCAUAAACGUACAGACAGACUGGAACACUUCCUCAUUGCCAAUAGCGCUGUCUAGUUCCCUCUAACCCUAAACAGCCAACUCCCCAAUCCAAAUUUUAGUAUUGUUUAAAAGGGCUUUUAUAAAAGACUUUUUAAGGAGGUUUUAAGUAUUUUUUUUAAUACCCAUUGUCUCCUGAUUGCCCGUGCCCCUCACCUUUACCCAACCUAACCGCACUCUACGGUAAUGAUCCCUAGGAAGGUCUGCACCUCCGAAGUCGUGCAUGAGACAAUGAUACACGCUCACAUAUUAAUCGCUAAAAUGCCUUGAAAUUACACUCUUGCAGACGCAAUGUUUUGUGUUUUCUUUGAAUGGAAGUGAUGAUUCUUUCGACCAAUAAACAGACUGCAGUUUGUCUAGCUCGACCUUUUAGGAUCGGAUCAGUACG